Diprion similis is the source of this 1335-nucleotide messenger RNA. RefSeq names its product serine/threonine-protein kinase 33-like. Lineage: Eukaryota; Metazoa; Arthropoda; Insecta; Hymenoptera; Diprionidae. Gene Ontology annotation, biological process: protein phosphorylation. The record is from RefSeq and is a predicted model, not a curated record. The transcript has 10 exons. Gene Ontology annotation, molecular function: ATP binding; protein kinase activity. The coding region runs from base 1 to 1335 and encodes 444 amino acids.
AUGCUGCACCACGCAACAACCUUCAGAGUCAACGAAAUUUUCCGUCUCAAUUUACAGAUGGGGCUGGUGACCAGACGUACGGUCGAAAGAUUGGACACUAUAAUCACUGUUGUCAAAUUAUCAACACCGUUACGGGGUAAAAAGAUCAAACUUAUGUUUCAAAAACAUUCAUCAACGCACUCGACUAAAUUGAAAGAGCGAGAUUUGAUCCAUAAAAGAAUUACGGACCUCGCUGAAUUGCAGAGGAUCUACGAGUUCGGUGAGAUUUUAGGGAAAGGAAGCUUCGGUACUGUCGUUAAAGCGAGUCACAAAGGAACGGGGAUUAAUUGGGCGGUUAAAAUUAUCAAUAAGUCUCAAGCUGGUGCCUCCAGAAUAAUGCUCGUCGAACGGGAAAUCCAUAUUCUAAAAUUGGUCAAUCAUCCGAACAUAAUCCUCCUCGACCGAGUCUUCGAAUCACCGAAGGCAAUUUAUUUAAUAUUCGAGCUUUGCACGGGGUCGUUAGCAAAGACUUUUAAAGCGAAGAAACGCUUCGAAGAAAAGGAAACAUUAACCGUUAUUCGUAGCUUGGCUGGUGCUCUUUCCUACUUACACAAAAACGACAUCGUUCAUCGUGAUCUGAAGUUGGAAAAUAUUCUGAUCGCUGCGAAUCCGCAAAAUCCGGACGACGAUUUACAUAUAAAAGUAACGGACUUUGGACUUAGUGCGGUGCGGGGUGGUACGGGAUACGAAACCAUGUUGCAUGAUUGUUGCGGCACGCUUACUUACAUGGCGCCAGAAAUGAUAGCCACUAAAUCUUAUAGCCAGCAGUGCGACGUUUGGUCCAUGGGAAUUAUAAUGUACGUCCUGCUGGUUGGGAAGUUUCCAUUUUACUCUACGAACGAUCAGCACCUUCAUUUGCUCGUUAAAACACAAGAGCUUGACUUUUCGGGUUUACCUUGCUCAGAAGGAGCAAAGCAUUUGCUGAGCAAAAUGCUUCAGAAGAAUCCGGCGUUUCGCGUUACCGCAGCUGAGGUUGAAAAUCACCCCUGGAUAGCCGUAAGCAUGAACCAAUACGUAAACGUUUAUCGCAAUGCAUCAAAGGGUAAUCAUUCGAUGCUCCAAGCUCACUCUUCGAACGUUCUUGACAUGAUGAGAAUGUGGAGGACGGAAAUGAUGCGAAAUUCAUCGCAGCAGAAAAUUGCGCCGCAAUUAAGAAUUGUUCACAGGAAACGCCGGAUCAAGGAAAUUCAAACAAGACCGAAGAGAGUUCUCAAGCGGUCAAUUCUGCGCGCUUCAUUCCUGCCGUGCACGAUGAGCCACCUCGCUUGGCUGCAGGGCGAAGGUCUUCGAGAAUGA